Molecule: messenger RNA, 1416 nt
Organism: Glarea lozoyensis ATCC 20868
Lineage: Eukaryota; Fungi; Ascomycota; Leotiomycetes; Helotiales; Helotiaceae
Exons: 1
Coding region: 1-1416 (471 amino acids)
Biological process (GO): fluoride transmembrane transport
Cellular component (GO): membrane
Molecular function (GO): fluoride transmembrane transporter activity
Source: RefSeq, a predicted model, not a curated record
AUGUCUACAAGCAAUCCUGAGUUGCAAAGGGAGAAUCAGGAGCAAGAAGAUAGCUACCAGAGCCCAAACAAUUAUGCGAACUUGGAUGAGUUGGCGGCGACGUCACCAGUGGAAAACCCAUCCGAGAGCGCGGCCUAUACACACAGGUCGCUCGAAGAGAAUAGAAAUGAAGAGAACAUCCGUGAGAGAGGAGCAAACGAUCAAAAUGGAGAUCAAACCAACAUGGCUGGGGCAACGAAGAAGGGAAAUUCGCCAGAUCACUCGGGAAAGGCGUCACGACUCGCUACUCAGAUGUACACAAUAUCAUACCUAAUUCUUUUCUCCUUUUUCGGUACUCUUGCUAGGCUGGGCUUGCAAGCAAUUACUUUGUACCCCGGUGCGCCGGUAGUCUUCAGUGAACUCUGGGCAAAUCUUGGAGGUUGUAUCUUAAUGGGCUUUUUCAGUGAGGAUCGAAUGCUUUUCAAAGAAGAAUGGGGUACGCCAAGAUACCACCAGUUGAUCGAGGAAGCCAAAAGGAGAGAGGACGAAGAGGCCGGAUCAGGGAAGGGUCAUGGCAUUGACUUGGCGGCUGCAAAGAAAGAUCAUGCUAAGACCAAGAAGACUAUCCCUCUCUAUAUUGGUCUGACCACUGGGUUUUGUGGAUGCUUUACCUCUUUCUCAUCCUUUUUACGAGAUACCUUUCUGGCAAUGUCAAACGAACUUCCGACUCCUCUCAAUCACCCGGCCGAUUAUGGUCCGGUAACUUCGUCGACUACAUCUACUGUAUCCCGAAACGGAGGCUACUCCUUCAUGGCUCUGCUAGCUGUCAUCAUUGUGACAGUUACAGUCUGUGUCUCGGGGCUUCAUUUUGGCGCACAUCUUGCGAUUUUAACAGAACCAUGGACGCCCACGAUACCAUUUGCUGUGGGUCGUAAAUUUCUAGAUAGAGUAACGGUAUUCAUCGCAUGGGGCUGUUGGAUUGGUGCAAUAUUCCUUGCUAUAUUUCCACCAGAUAGAAAUGAUAGCCCACCCGAAAUAUGGCGUGGUCGAGCUGUAUUCGCGCUGGUCUUUGCACCAUUAGGUUGCCUCGGCCGCUUCUAUUUGUCUAUAUAUCUUAACAGCAAGCUGCCUUCAUUUCCACUUGGCACUUUUGUGGCCAAUAUGUUUGGAACCGCUAUUAUCGGGAUGUCAUAUGAUUUACAACAUGUGCCCUUAGGAGGUGUUGUUGGAUGUCAAGUACUGCAAGGGAUUGAGGAUGGCUUUUGUGGUUGUCUGACAACUGUCAGCACUUGGGUCAGCGAAUUGAGCUCUUUAAGGCGAAAGCACUCCUAUAUAUAUGGAUCGGCAAGUGUUGCCAUCGGGUUGUGUCUGUUGAUUGUCAUUAUGGGCAGCACGCAAUGGACCAGGGGGUUUUCAACUUUACAAUGUGUUCAUUGA